AUGACCUUGGUUCAGGCCAUUCACCAUCUUCGGUUUGCUUGCAAGGAUUUAUGGAAAUCCUACCGGAUAUUUACUUGCGCGUUUGGCUACAAAUUUCAUUGUUUAUCGAGACAUGAGGAUUGCCUGAGUUUGGUUAUCAAAAACGGACCAACAUUGAUCGCGCUUAGUGACAGUGGGAGUGUCUCUCACUUGAGUGGAAUAAACCGUCGUUAUCCGCAGACAGAUGGUCCGUUUGACAUUGCCUUCGAGGUGAACGAUGUACAUCAAAUAUGUGACAGAGUGCGUCGAAUCAAUGGUUCCAGUUACAUCUUAGCGGAACCCGAGGUACAUGCCGAUCAAAAUGGAUGUGUCACAAUGGCAGUGAUCCGAUCGUGUGUCGGUGAAGUCGUGCACACUCUUUUGGAUAGUUCAAACUAUCGCGGACUGUUUCUGCCAGGCUACGUAUCUCUAGAAUCAAUUUCCCUUGCUGACGUCGCCGAGCGUCUACAGCAGUCUGCCACCUUACGCGCUUCAGUCGACGUUGUUUGCUUGGAUCAUGUCUCAUUUGCAUGCAGGCAUGCCGAUACUGAUAGGGUACUGCAUUGGUACUCUCAAGUAUUUGAAAUGAAACGGGUUACGUGCAGCGAAUCUGAGAAUGAAAUCGACGGCGUUCUGAUCGAACACGACGGAAUGGGCAUGCGGCUCAUAACGUUGGACACUGGCGCAGGACACGUCAAAAAUACUUCGGUUGCCAGCUUCGAUACUUGCAAGUUGGUACUCACGGAACCAUUGACCGAGGCCGACGACGAUCAGCUCACUCGCUUUCUGAAAGUGAACAAAGGACCAGGUAUCCAGCACAUCGCCCUACGAGUUUGCGAGAUUAUGGCCGCUGCUCAGUCCGCACGCAACAGGGGAGCCCAAUUCAUUGACACCCCAAAGGAAUAUUACGAUGAGCUCUCCAAUAGCAGCGCUUUCAAAGAGAUUUCGGUGGAUUUGAACGAACUGCGCGAAUCGGGAGUGCUUUUGGAUACCGAGGUCUUGUGUUCGAAUGAAAAUUCUUCCAAGCGAUUGGGGUUCCUCCUUCAAAUCAUCACCAAACCUUUGUUCGAACCAGAUGGCUUUUUCUUGGAACUCAUUGAUCGCCAGGGCAGUGCUUCUGGUCUUGGUGUAAUGAACAUCAAUUCCCUCUGGCGUGCUGUCGAGGCAACUUCUGGCGCGGCACCGUGA
Dicrocoelium dendriticum is the source of this 1206-nucleotide messenger RNA. Lineage: Eukaryota; Metazoa; Platyhelminthes; Trematoda; Plagiorchiida; Dicrocoeliidae. The record is from the annotation of a GenBank genome assembly.